AUGACGGGUAUCGAGCGCCCCAGAGUCCCUCAGCCUAUAUCCCCUCCUUUGACCUACGCGGCACACGGCAUUCCUGGAGCUUUGCCUACGAAUAGGGGCUCGGUUGACAGAUUGCCUCAUGCCUAUCAAAUCAAUGGCUCUUUAGCAAGUCAUGGAUAUCUUCAACAGCAGAACCCUAGAUACCCCCAAGACAUCUACUCGGCUCGCACCUCCGUCGCUUCAUUCUCCCCUGGAAGCGGCACUUCGUACUCGGGGUCUACCAUGCCGACACAUUUCCAAGACAGUUCUGGACUCACCCGUCAUGAUGGACCACCUUUCAAGGAAACACACGUUAUCCAUCCAAUUGUGAAUGUGCGAAAUCAUCAACUGAUUCCGGAAAUAACCGCUAGCAUACAAAAAGGCUUCUUUCAAGUCGAUCAGAAAUGGACCUGUUAUCGAAGAAACUACUUUGCAGUUUCUUGUGCAUUUUCAUUCAAAACUCAUGGCUCCGAAGGCCCGUUCUACCUCCAUCGCAACGGUCAGGAUGAUCUAAUCCAUGGGUUUGCAGUUUCGAUUUCAGCAAAGACCGCCCUGGGUGGUAACAGCGAGAGCGAGACCCGUGGCCUUGUUCAGCACACCCCGAAGCGUGACAAGGCCACGGAGACCGUGCCUGGAAGGCACCUGAUUUCUCCGACCCCUGCUCAGUCGAUAACCACAAAUGGAGCUUAUGCCGGGGUUGCCCAUAUAUACGGUACCCAGCAUCACAUUCCUCCAACGAUGAUAGGCGCAUACGGAGCCUUUGACAAUCAUAGCGCCAAUGCUGUUCCUACCACCUAUACUUUUGAGAGAAUACAAUUCCAAAAGGCAACAGCGAACAAUGGUAAACGCCGAGCACAACAGCAGUACUUUUUACUCGUUGUGGAGCUCUCUGUCAACGUUGGCAGAACACCAGCAGACGAGAACUGGGUUGUCAUUGCCACCAAAGAGUCAGACCCUAUGGUCGUUCGUGGUAGAUCACCUGGCCACUAUAAAGACAAUGGCAGGCGAGACAGUCAAAGCAGCAUGGAUCCUGACCGCGGGAACGGUCAUGACGGGGAUGGUGGCUCUGGGUCACUGCCUCCAGGAGGCUAUUCCCAUUCACAGUCGAUGAACUGGCAUAUUGAGCACCACCGACAGAACGGACACUAUCCUGGUUCAAUCUACCGACAGGCGAUGGGAUCAGAUCUCUCCCCCGUGAGUAUGGCUUCGUCAAACACAUUGGGUAGCACACCAACUGAAAGUGAACCUAACCUUUGCGGUAAUCGACCCGCAAACUCACCCUGCACGCUAUCCACGGCUCAUUCUCCUCUGACACCGCUAUCUGAGGAGAGCGCAGAUGAAGACGUGAUGUUACCAUUCGGCCGCCCUGACAUGGGGUUGAAGAGAUCAUACGAAGAUGAUGGCAAUGAAGAGCAAUUACGACUUCAUCUUCCAGGACCAUUCACUGACAGCACUUCUCCGUUGGUCGAAUUUUCGACUGCCCCAUAUUCGAAACUGCUCUGUGCAUCAUCCUAG
Molecule: messenger RNA, 1533 nt
Organism: Exophiala spinifera
Lineage: Eukaryota; Fungi; Ascomycota; Eurotiomycetes; Chaetothyriales; Herpotrichiellaceae
Exons: 2
Coding region: 1-1533 (510 amino acids)
Biological process (GO): meiotic cell cycle; positive regulation of transcription by RNA polymerase II
Cellular component (GO): nuclear chromosome
Molecular function (GO): DNA binding; DNA-binding transcription factor activity
Source: RefSeq, a predicted model, not a curated record